Molecule: messenger RNA, 513 nt
Organism: Rotaria socialis
Lineage: Eukaryota; Metazoa; Rotifera; Eurotatoria; Philodinida; Philodinidae
Source: the annotation of a GenBank genome assembly
AUGUUUUGGUCAUUCGUCAUUAGUCUUCUUCUCAUCAUUGAAACAUCGUCUCUCGUUGAUAAUAAUGAUCUAGGUGAAAAUAAACCCAUUGUGGAGGCUCAAAAUGCUCAUGUAACAGUAACUAGUGGACAAAAAACAAUAUUGACAUGUAUAUUUAGUGGUGUCAAUCAUGAGUUAUCUCUUUCAUCAUCGCAUCAAUUGAUAUGGAUUCGACAAAGUUAUGAAGCACAAAAUGCAGAUUCAAUAUUAGCACAUAAUCAAGAUUUAUUAAUAUCGGAUCCUCGUUUAACUAUUCAACGAACUGAUUCUGAUUAUUCAUUAACAAUAACGAAUGUUAAUAUUGACGAUGAAGGCUUUUACGCAUGUGAAGUUAAUACACAACCGCCACAAAAAGCACUUGUUCAUUUAUAUGUUCGAGGUAAAAAAUUUGAUCGUUUUAUUCAUUCCGUUCUGUUCUCGUCCUUCUUUUUUUUUGUUUGGUUUAAAUGCAUGAUCAUACUCGGCACCUGCUAG